AUGGAGAACAUAAAUAAUGUAGUUUCUGUGGCAACUGAUGAGAAUUUGGAAACAUUUUCUCUCGCCUGGCUCGAUGAAGAAGUCGAUUCAACAGAAGAGAACAAACAAAUUCAGCAACAGCUUCAACAAAUCAUCAAUCAUCUCAAAACAUUUCAUGAUCGACAGCAAUGUCAUGAUUAUAUUACUUCACUUUUCCCACACGAUCGACUUGUUCUCAUCGUCAGUAGCCGGUGCGGUCAAGAACUAGUUCCUCAAAUUCAUUCGCUUCGACAAGUCUCUGCAAUUUACGUUUAUUUUAUAGAUGGACAGGCAAACGAGCAAUGGACAAAGCGCUUUAUCAAGGUGCAAAAAGUGGCUACACAAGUCAAAGAUUUAAUCGAUCACAUCAAAACGAAUCAGAACAACCAAACAAAAGCAGACGAACCACUUUCAAUCAACAUCUUCAAUUCAACUGGUACGUCCGAUCAGUCCACAACUGAAAUCAAUGGUCAUUUUCUUCAUUCACUUCUUCUCAUCGAUGUUCUUCUUCGAAUCAAACCAAAUGACAAAGAUAAACAUCAGCUCAUCACACUUUGCAGAGAGCACUUCCAUGUCAAUGACCAUGAACUCGGUCUUGUACGUGAAUUCGAGCAAGAAUAUUCAAGUGACAAGGCACUGUGGUGGUAUACGCGUCAAUCGUUUGUGUACAAAAUGGUGAACAAGGCACUGCGAGUACAAAACGUUGAAGUUCUGUUUUUAUUUCGUUUUAUGAUCAACGACAUUUAUCAGCAACUGAAGCGGCAUCAAUGUACAUCAGCGGUUCAUGUUUAUCGAGGUCAGAUGAUGUCACGUGAUGAAUUAGAAAUUAUACAACGAGCCGAUGGUAAACUUAUAUCGAUCAACUCGUUUUUCUCAACUAGUCUUAAUCGACAGAAAGCAUCAGCAUUUCUCCAUAGGUCGAGUGAUUUACAUCGUGUGCUGUUUGAUAUUCAUGCUGAUCCAGGCGUAGUGAUGUCAAAACCAUUUGCUGAAAUUCAAAAAUUAAGUAUUUCUAUGUACGAAGAAGAGGUAUUGUUCAUGACCGGAUGCAUCUUUCGCCUAAAUAAGAUUUGGCGAGAUGACGACAAAAACAUGUGGGUGAUUGAAAUGCAACUAUGCGGUGACAGUGAACAUGGUUUGAAAGCACUGUUUGAUUACAAUAAGGAGGAGUAUGGAGGUGGUGAUGGUGAAGUCGAUCUUCGUUCUUUUGGUGUCGUGUUGCGUAUGAUGGGAAAGAUUGUGUUAGCAGCGAAGAUGUUGCAGCGUCAUCUGAAUGAACUUCCACCAAAUGAUCCAUCACUUCAACGUGUAUACUGGUCAUUUGGUAUGAUCAUGAAGAAGAAGGGUGAUUAUGACGCUAGUCUAAUAUUGUUCAAGAAAUCAUUGGAAAUCUAUUUGAAAACCAACUCAUCUGAUUAUGUCAUCAUAGGUGCUUUGUAUAAUUGCAUUGGCACGGCGAAUUGGAAAAAGAAAGAUAAUGAAAGAGCAUUGGAAUAUUAUAAGAAAGCAAUCGCACUGUUUGAGGAAGCACACGCUGCGGAUCAUUCACACAUGGCUGUUUUCUACGACAACAUUGGUAUAACCUAUAAGGAUCAGAAGAAGUAUUCGGAAGCUCUCGAUUGCUAUAAAAAGUCAUUAGAUAUAAAAAAGAAAUGUCUACCAGAUGAGCAUUCACGCAUGGCCAAAUCAUAUAAUAAUAUAGGAUGUGUGUAUUCUGACCUCAGACAAUAUGACCUUGCGAUGGAGCAGUUUACUCUAGCACUCAAGAUUCAGAAGCAAUCCCUACCUCGUGAACAUCUAGAUAUCGCCAAGAGCUACAACAGCAUCGGUGUAAUACAUGAGAAGAAGGGUGAAUGGCGAGAAGCACUGGCUAACUAUGAAACGGUUGCCAAAAUCUAUCGUAGUUCGUUAUCACCUCAACAUCCAUAUGUGAUCGAAGUCAACGAAGACAUUCGACGUGUGUCAUCAAAACUAAAAUGA
This is a messenger RNA of Adineta ricciae, 1998 nucleotides long. The record is from the annotation of a GenBank genome assembly. Lineage: Eukaryota; Metazoa; Rotifera; Eurotatoria; Adinetida; Adinetidae.